This is a messenger RNA of Entamoeba histolytica HM-1:IMSS, 348 nucleotides long. RefSeq lists its product as uncharacterized. The transcript has a single exon. Lineage: Eukaryota; Evosea; Mastigamoebida; Endamoebidae. The record is from RefSeq and is a predicted model, not a curated record. The coding region runs from base 1 to 348 and encodes 115 amino acids.
AUGGAUACAGAAGAUAAAAUUGAAGCCACAAAAAUCGAAAAUAUAAAUAUAGUCUCUUUAAAAGACUAUUUUAUCGCAUUGGAUGAAUUAGAAGACAUCUGCGAUGAUCUCGUCGAAUGCUACAAGAAGGAGGAGAAAUAUUAUUUAGAAGAAGAUAAAUUUAAUAUGAUAUUAGAAGAGGAGAGUGAAUUAGUCGAAGCUCUAUUUGAAAUGUCUUCUGAUAUUAAAAAGGAAUUUAAAGAUAUUUUGGAUGCCUUUAGAAUAAGAGCAACAGAAAGGCAAAGAAUAAGAAGAGUUGCAAUUUCAAGGGAAUUAUCCAAGAAGCCAAGAGCUCCAAAAGAAAAUUAA